AUGGCUUCUUUGCAGAGAUCUUCAAAAUCAUUCCGAAGGCAAGGCUCAUCAGGUUCAGUAUGGAAUGAAAAAUUAGCAGAGGAACCGAAUCAAGUGAAAACAGCAGAGCUAAGGCAUUGCCGUAGUACUGGUGACACUGGUAGUGGUGGAAUGGUGGAGCACGGGGCAGCACCACCGGUUUAUAUACGCUGGUUAUCAACUCCCAGUGCGAAGCCGCUGUUGCUGGAAUCAGAAAUAAAUGGAUUUGCCUGCCACUCUUAUGAACAUGAAGAGAAGCCUAAGUUAAGAAAAUCUGCCUAA
Molecule: messenger RNA, 300 nt
Organism: Fraxinus pennsylvanica
Lineage: Eukaryota; Viridiplantae; Streptophyta; Magnoliopsida; Lamiales; Oleaceae
Source: the annotation of a GenBank genome assembly